AUGUCGUCAAACACAGACACACCACAGCAACAGCCGGCGUCCAAACCGGCUCAGGAGAUUCCCUCAAAGCCGGCAGCACCAGCAUCUCAGCAAGGUCAGGGACAGGGACAGGGCCAGGGGUCGGAGCAGAGGAAAUGGCAGAGUAACGGAAACAAGCCCAAUGGCAACAAACGCGGGUUCCAGGGCCAGGGCGGACGGGGCAAGGACAAGCAGCGCAAGUCGAAGCGUGAGAGGAACAUCACGGAGGGGUCCUCGGAGGAGGUCUUGGCGGCGGACGUGCAAGCGCUCAUCGCAUCCCGUAAGGAGUCUCUCCCCGAGCCGGCGCCGGCGCCGGCGGAUGCGGGUGCGGAUGCCAAGGAAGGCGACGCCGAGGCCGCGGCUGAGACCGCCCCGGCACAACCCCUUCCGGCCCCCUUCACCGAGAUCGAGGUCGAGGUCCUCGCCCUCUCCUCCACAGGCGACGGCCUCGCCGUGCACGCCGGCUCCCCGCCCACCCAGAUCUAUGUCGUCCCCUUUGUCGCCCCCGGCGAUGUGGCAAAGGUCAAGGUCAUCCGGCACUUCCCCGCCGAGUCGUACUCCAUGGCCGACUACCUCUCGGUCGUCACGCCGGGCCCGCUGCGCGACGACACCCGCGUCAACUGCAAGUACUUCACCAAGUGCUCCGGCUGCCAGUUCCAGAUGCUCAGCUACGACACCCAACUGGCGCACAAGCGCACAAUCGUCGAGAAGGCGUUCCGCAACUUCUCCAACCUCAACCCGGAGCUCGUGCCGGAAGUGGCCGAGACCAUCGGCAGCCCGCUGCAGUACGGCUACCGCACCAAGCUCACGCCGCACUUUGACGGUCCCCCGGGGCACAACAAGAGGAACAAGCCGCGCCAGGCGCUCGACCGGGUACCCGAGAUCGGCUUCAACGUCAAGGGCCGCCGCGCGGUGCUCGACAUCGAGGACUGCCCCAUCGGCACCGACGCCGUCCGUCUCGGCAUGAAGCGCGAGCGCUCCCGCAUCGCCCGCGAGUUUGGCAACUACACCAAGGGCGCGACCAUCCUCCUCCGCGAGAGCACGAAGCGGUACCCCAAGAAGGUCAUUGGCGGCGACGGCGACGCCGCCGACGCGGAACAGGAACAGCCCCCCGCGGAGACCCCCUCGGACGCGAUCCGCGUCGACACCGACACCCACACCGACAUCAAGACGUGCCUGUCCGAGACGGGCGCCAUGAGCACCGAGUACAUUGGCCGGUACCUCUUCACCAACCCCGCAAACUCCUUCUUCCAGAACAACAACUCCAUCCUGCCGACCUUCACGGGCUACAUCCGCGACCACGUCAUGCCGCCCGCGGGCCCCAACCGCGACCGCACAAAGUACCUCAUCGACGCCUACUCGGGCUCGGGCCUCUUCACAAUCACGCUGGCCUCGCUCUUCCAGGGCAGCACGGGCAUCGACAUCGCCAAGGACUCGAUCGAGUGCGCGCGCAAGAACGCCAAGCUCAACGACCUGCCCGAGUCGCAGUGCAACUUCAUGGCCGCCGACGCCCCGGAGCUGUUCAAGCACGUCACCUACCCGGCCGACGAGACCGUCGUCGUCAUCGACCCGCCCCGCAAGGGCUGCGACAACGACUUCUUGAGCCAGCUGCUGCGCUUCGGGCCCCGCCGCGUCGUGUACGUGAGCUGCAACGUCCACACGCAGGCGCGCGACGUCGGCGUGCUCGUCCGCGGGGACGGCGGGGACGGCACAAAGUACGAGAUCGAGAGCCUCGUGGGCUUCGACUUCUUCCCGCAGACGGGCCACGUCGAGGGCGUCGCGGUGUUGAACAGGGUUGAGAAGACGGCUUGA
Messenger RNA from Colletotrichum spaethianum, 1830 nucleotides. RefSeq names its product tRNA 2'-phosphotransferase 1. The transcript has a single exon. The coding region runs from base 1 to 1830 and encodes 609 amino acids. Gene Ontology annotation, biological process: tRNA processing. The record is from RefSeq and is a predicted model, not a curated record. Lineage: Eukaryota; Fungi; Ascomycota; Sordariomycetes; Glomerellales; Glomerellaceae. Gene Ontology annotation, molecular function: tRNA (uracil(54)-C5)-methyltransferase activity, S-adenosyl methionine-dependent.